Molecule: messenger RNA, 7733 nt
Organism: Varanus komodoensis (Komodo dragon)
Lineage: Eukaryota; Metazoa; Chordata; Lepidosauria; Squamata; Varanidae
Gene: GNA12
Product: G protein subunit alpha 12
Exons: 4
Coding region: 16-1026 (336 amino acids)
Biological process (GO): adenylate cyclase-modulating G protein-coupled receptor signaling pathway; Rho protein signal transduction
Cellular component (GO): heterotrimeric G-protein complex; brush border membrane
Molecular function (GO): G-protein beta/gamma-subunit complex binding; D5 dopamine receptor binding; guanyl nucleotide binding
Source: RefSeq, a predicted model, not a curated record
CGCGAGAUCGACGCGAUGCUGGCGCGCGAGCGGCGCUCGGUGCGGCGCCUGGUCAAGAUCCUGCUGCUGGGCGCCGGCGAGAGCGGCAAGUCGACCUUCCUCAAGCAGAUGCGCAUCAUCCACGGGCGCGAGUUCGACCAGAAGGCGCUGCUCGAGUUCCGCGCCACCAUCUACGAGAACAUCCUCAAGGGCGGCAGAGUUCUGGUUGAUGCACGAGACAAACUAGGCAUCCCUUGGCAGUACACAGAGAAUGAGAAGCAUGGGAUGUUUCUAAUGGCCUUUGAAAACAGAGCUGGGAUCCCCAUUGAGCCCUCUGUGUUCCAGCUGUACGUACCUGCGCUGAUGGGGCUGUGGAAGGAUGCUGGGAUCAAGGAAGCUUUUGGCCGUCGAAGUGAAUAUCAGCUGGGAGAAUCUGUGAAAUAUUUCCUGGAUAAUCUGGAUCGGAUUGGCCAAUUGAACUAUUUUCCCAGUAAGCAAGACAUCUUGCUGGCCAGGAAAGCUACCAAGGGGAUCGUGGAGCAUGACUUCAUCAUCAAGAAGAUCCCCUUCAAAAUGGUGGACGUGGGUGGACAGCGAUCGCAGCGCCAAAAGUGGUUCCAGUGCUUUGACGGAAUAACAUCCAUACUGUUCAUGGUCUCCUCAAGUGAAUAUGACCAGGUUCUUAUGGAAGACCGGCGUACAAACAGGCUGGUCGAGUCCAUGAACAUAUUCGAAACCAUUGUCAACAACAAGCUCUUUCUUAAUGUCUCCAUCAUCCUGUUCCUUAACAAAAUGGACCUUCUCGUGGAGAAAGUACAGAAUGUUAGCAUUAAGAAGUACUUCUCAGACUUCAGAGGUGAUCCUCAUCGGCUGGAAGAUGUUCAGCGUUACCUGGUACAAUGUUUUGACCGAAAGAGGCGGAAUCGCAGUAAGCCCCUCUUCCACCAUUUCACCACGGCCAUCGAUACUGAGAACAUCCGCUUUGUGUUCCAUGCUGUGAAGGAUACGAUCCUACAGGAGAACCUUAAAGAUAUUAUGUUGCAGUGAAGGAAAGCUGACCCCUCUCCAUUGAAACCUAGCCUAACAGUCGUAGAUUCAGCUACUGUUUUUGCGGUUCUCCCAAUGGGUUUGUUCCUAAAAGAUCAGUGCUGUUUACUUGGCUCACAAAGGCUGCAAAAUAGCCCUGACAGAGGAGCGACAAGCAGAAGGACUGUGAAAGCUCAUUUGCUACUGAUUUGCUUAAUUUAGAAACACUACUGAAAAAGUGACUGUUGUAAGAGCAGUGCCUUCUUCUGAAAACUGAGUAACACGUCUGCCUUCUGCCUUUUGAAGAGUGACCCCUCACUUUGAAAACUAUAAAGAACUUUUGUCUGUUGAAAGGUUAUUGUGCAAGAGUACUAGAAUUUGCCGGCAGUGAAACCUGUCUGCCUUACUAAUUCUGGGUGCUGAAUUAACAAAUCCCAAGAGCAUAUUCCAUUCACUAAUGGAUGCUUCUCUUUGGGGAAUACAUUGUAAUAUAUUUUCCUAUUCCAGAGAUCAACAUCCCAUGUUUUGGUGCAUACAAGAUGGUUUGCCGGAUAUUCAUCUAGCUCUUUCUGAAAAUCUCUCUAGCCUCCUUCAUACGAAAAGUUUAGAACUGUAAUGAAUUUAUCUGGUCACACAAGUACAGUUUUGUUUUGUUUUUAAGCAGCUUGUGUCAGAGGGGGCAAAACCCUGAGGCCUGGGUUGGUGCAGCACAAGGGCUUACCUUUGCACUACAUGUUACGGUGUUCAUUGCAUUGUGAAACAUAAGCCACAGCAAUACAGCGCAGGCCAGUGCUCAGAUGCCUGAUGUCCUAUCAAGACAUCCUCCAUCCUUUCCCAAACCUAGAUUUGGAACUAUACGAAAGCGCAGUAUGACUGUUCUUUGUCUCUGGUGUGGCAGCUGAGGCUACUUUUUAGGCAGAUCUUUGAUUAGCAGUGGCUGCCCAUAACACCAAAGCCGAAUCCUCUUGCGAGCGCCACUUAAUAGCUGCACUGAGUUUGAACAGAAGGACCUUGCUUGGCAUUCAUCCUUAAUUGUUGAUGUAGGGUUUUAUUAGCCUAUAUAAUAUACAUUUAAAAUAUUGUAUCAAGUCUAAGCUUGUCCCUUUAAGGCUACCACAGAGUAAGUGUGAAUUUGCAGGAGGCUGUGAAUAAUGUUGAUGUGAGCUUAUUUUUUUAAUUCUAAAAUGUUGAAUUUAACUAUGGGUGCCUUUUCUGUGUGUACACAUUUUACAUUCUUUCUGCUCUGAGGCAUGUAUUAACACCAAACCGAGACCUGUAUUUUCAGUGCUAUAGUCAUUAUUCAGGGAUCUUCUUAAACAUAAGAAAUGUUUACUGUGACAUUGGUACCGUACAUGUCAUACUAAAACAUAAAGGGCUUAGUCUUUCCUAUAUCAUGUUAUCAGAAUGCUGUACUUUAUGCCCUAUUGGGACGAUCAUGUCUUAAACAGAAAGCACUCCAGACAUUAUGCCACGAAUAACCACACUAAUAACUUGUUGUGACUUUGUUGGGCAAAAUUUGCAAUUUUUUUUCUUGUGUGGGUUACUCAAGUUUAUAUAAGCAUGUUUUUGUGUGGUGUACCAUACUUUGUAAAUCAGAAAUCUUCCUCACUUGUAGUGAUAUUUUGUGCAAAAUCAAACAAUGUUUUGAAAAUAAGGGGACAAUUUCCUAGUUUUUAUGCAGAGUUGAAUAUCUACUAAGACAGCUGCAGACUCAACAUUUUGAGGAUACUCUUACAUUUGGGAAUUUACCUAGUGGCAAUCUUACUUUCUGUGUGUAUGGAUAUUUCCUACUCUGUAUUAGGUCUGUAUUACUCUUGAACUAAGGCCUAUCUUUUCAGGACCAAUUUUAUUUCCGUAUUUGCUUCUAGACAAGAUGUUUCUGUUCUGCUACAUAUAUGAGAAAGUGUUAAAAAACCAUUUUGCAGGAGAUAAAAUUGCUCUUCCAUGUAUAAGGGGGCAUGCGUCUUGGCCACAGCUGCCCAGCUCUCUCGAUCUGCUAGAGCUGAUGUUAUAUUUACCAGACUUCUUCGUCGCUUAUUCUCUUAAAUUGCAAUUCCUUGUUUCUAAGGGGGCUCCUGAUAUGCAUUUUCAAGUUGCAGGCUGAAACUCUGAGGAGUUUUCAAGAGUGAUUUGUGAUGUGGCUACUGCAUCUGCCUUUAAAAGAAGUCAGAAUUCCCGUUAGACGUAUUCACAUGCUUAAAAUAGUUCUUCUGUAUCCCAGCCACCGUAUUUUAACUGGGUUCCUCACCAGAAGUUUCCUGUUUGGAGAAGGCUUGGCUAUUCAGUUAAUAAUUGAACUUGGAUUCCAUGACUAUCCAAAAGUGCCUCCAUUUUAUGUACAAACCUUUAUUUGGCCUUACUUGUCAGACAGUAGCACAAAGUUGUUUAAUUACAAGUAUUUAAAAUCUGGACAAUGCUGCCAUUUGCAUAUUAAAAUAAAAACCACAAUCUAAUACAUUUGAGUUCUCAAACUGUUUUUUUACAACCCCGUACCCAGAAAUAUACUUGCUUGUUAGUGUGGCUACUGGAAUACUCACAGAAAGUACCGUGUGCCCCUUUGAUGAACUAGAUGCAGUCUCGUUCAUAUAAUGGGAGUCCCUGGCUGAAACAAACAUGAGCAUAGUGGCUUUUUGUGGCCAGAUAACAUAAGCAAUCUAGUCCACCCAGUGGGACCUUACAGUCAGUUUUCUUGGUGUCAAGGAUGUUCUUUACUUUUGUAUCUUCUCAUCCCUCCACAGUUCCAUUAUCCCUCCUUUGAUCAUGGCUGCAGCUGUAGUACGUUUGUUUAACUUUUCAGUCGAAGCUUGAUAGCUAAGCAGUUCUGUGAUUCCACUAGUGUGUGUGUGUGUGUGUACACACGCACAGUCACCAAUAAGUCCGUUUUAACAACUUUAGGGUUUUACAGUGCAGUCCAGUUUAUUCUUAUUGGUCAGCCCUAAACAAUAAUGCAAUGUAUGGCUUGGUAGGCAAUAUAGUAAGCCUCUUCUGAUGUGUGCCAAUAGUUAGCUUAGAACUGACAAGAAGAAUAUUUCUCGAAUCUCGUGCUGUUCCCUUUGCAGUCCCCAAAUUGCUCCUCCCUACUUUCUCUUGCCAGAGCUGCAAGACAUUUGCCUUAGUUGUAAUCCUUGAGAACAGUUUGUUCUAAGUGCAGUUUAGUGGGAAGCAGAAGGAUUUGUAGAUGGAAUACUUGAUUCUGACUAGCCAGGAAAUGGAUUACUCACAGAACAAUAUUUUACAGGUCUUGAACUUACACUUUUGCACAUUUUAUACCCGACAAAUGUUCCAGGUGUUCGGGUUUCUCAUCUGUCAGAGGAAGAUUGCUGUGACAAAGUUUAUACCCUCUGUGACAGAGAGAAGCACAACGCUCCUGUGUAAGAGAGAAAUGCACAAGUGUGACACACGACACACAGGCUUGCUUAUUUAUAUAAACUUGGCAGGAGCAAGACCUUGAAAAACAUGCAGUUAUUUUGUGAAGUGGAAGCUGGAGGUUGGUGCUGCUGCUGAGGGGACGACUUGCAGUGGCAGUACUUAGCCUGUCAGCUAACAGCCAUGUUGUUGGAACAGAUUCUGAGACUGUUAACUUAGCAGCUGUGGAGCCUGAAGUGAAAAAAGCUGGAAGGGAGUUUAAUUCUGCCGCCCAGACCAUUCCUGUACGAUAGGCAGUUUUGAAUCUAUAACAAAAAUUUCUCCUCCUCUGCAAUUGACCACCACUCAUGUGGAUGACUUGACAUUGCUAUUUCCAUCACCAGUUCUUCUUGCUGAAAUAAAGACCCUUCCACCAAGGAGCCAGAAAGCAAUCUAGGGUUUGGCAGGCUUCCCUUGUUUUAGCUUGCGGUAACCCACUUGAAACUUACCAUGCUCCGGUUUAAACAAAAGCAAAAAACAGGUUAGCUUUCUGGUGAUCAGUCCAAAAUCUAUUGUUGGGAGGGAAUGAUGCAGAGGAGGAAUAGAUUUCCAUUCUAAAGAGAUACUUACGUACUGCUGCUUAAAUACUGGCACUCUGUAUAGUGAAACAAACGGCCAUCAGUGAAGACCCGGUGUGCUCUGAUGACUCUUCAGAAGGAGGAUUUGGCUGCUUAGUACAACAACAUGUUGGCAUCACUUGUAGCUAUUGGCAUGCACACAGAUCUUUUUCCAGCUUGCCCAUUUGUUUAUACCUGGGACUUGGAGAUUCAAGCCCCUUCCAGUGUAGAGUUAGGGGCUUUGGCUAUACAGAAGGGCCAAUAAAAUUCCUAAAGCCAAACACUUGUCUCUUUUUGUAAAUGCUCACGAAAUUAAGCCCUUAAGCACCAGGGCCCUGCAUGCCUUAAGAGACAGCCAGCCUCUUUGUUGCCCGCCCUUUUAUGAAAAGUCACCAAGACGGUCCUCUCCGUUGUAUAAUUCACACACCAAGUUCAAACUGCAAAGGUAAAAUGGCAUUUUCAGCAGUUGUGUCACAAUGGGGAAAUUCCAUUCCCUUGUCAAGGCCUUUCUAGGUGCAUUCAGAAACUUCAGAGAGCUCCGGAGGUGGUUCAGUGCACGGGGAGGGGUGGGAACCUGUAGGGAGAAGUGCCCCAUCCCCCAGGAACACACCUGGGGCUGCACCCCUGCCUUCCCAUAUUCCUCUUCGCGUUUUCCACGUCAUUUUCCCUACUGCACUGCCAAAGUUUGGUACUGAGUCAUGGCUUGCAUCCUCUAAAAGCAAAAGGGGUCCUGUUGCUUGCAAUUCCGUGCUGGGCGGCCAUUCAAGGGUUCAUGUUGCCCACCCUAAUCUUUAGGAGCCGUAAAGGAACCAACCGAAGCAUCCUAAAGCCACGAGCAAGCCCUUGAGUUUCUGGAAGCACUAUAAGAACCGAAACAGAUGAGCACUUUGUUUUGUGGUUGGAGGGAUGGAAUAGCAGCUGAAAGAUAGAAAUGCUUCACACGAAAAUCCUGCCAAAUGUUUUGGGUUAUGAGGAGAGGCAAGGUUUGAGUUGCUUUAGUAUGUUCAGGGUGUCUCCCCUGUGGAUCCCAGUAUCUGAGCCCCUAACCUGCAGCAGCCCAGCUCACGUUGGCCUGCUGUGCCUCUCCAAAGACUUGGCUUUACCUAAGCUAGCCUGGGCCAUGUUACUGGGUUCAUAAUGUUGAAAUUGUAUAUGAGAGCAUGAGGCCAAUGGGUGGUGUCCAUUCCAUGGGCCUGAAAGAGGCCAUUAGCCUCUGACUCCUUUCCCAUUGGUGACUGAAGAAAGCAACAUCAAAGCUGAUGCCAUUUUUUGUUCUCUGUUUUUUGUGAACUGCCUUGAGGACUUUUAAUUUUAAUUUAUUCACUGUACUUUUAAACUGUCCAAUAACUGAAGUUCUUUGGGCGGUGUCCGAUGAAAAUAUACCAUACGGAUAUUAAAACAAGAAAUAACACCGUAGAACCAUCCAGCAGCAAAGGAUGACAAUGUUGUAGCAUCAUAAAAUCUAAAUCGACAGAGUAGUGUACUAAACACCCUUCCUGAAAUGCCUGGGAGAAUAAAAAGAGAGUUACCCUGGUGCAGAAAAUGUCGUAAUGUAAAUACCAGCUGAGCGCCUCUGGGGGGAACAUCCCGUAAAUGGUAGCAUCCCAAGUUGUGCAUCUCCACGUUGCCCUCACACAGAAGGAAUACCUGGAAGAGGCACCCAAGCAGAUCCGACUGGUCUGAGCUCGUGGGAAUUCCGCACGUCCGAUCCAGGGAGCCAGGUUGGAUCUUUUUUCUGCAGACUUCCAUCUCUAUAAAGGACUGCAGUUUGAGUGUCUUCUCAGUGCUGAUGAAAGUUGCACAAAUAAACACCUCAAACUCGUUCUAGUGAUUUGCACAAAAGCAACAGACUCAUGCAAAUUACACUAUAGCCGCAUGGCUUUGGGGUGCUGAUUCGUGCAGAUUUUCCUAGUGGUUGGUGUUUUUUUGCAAUGCACAUGUUGCGGUCCCAUUUUAGACUGCGGUUCACAAGCUAGCUCAACUGUCAUCACAGUGCAGGGCUAAAGGUUUGGAAUUGUGGGAUGGGGCAAAUCGUAAAAACCCAUUGGAGUAUCUUUCCAUCAUUGGGUUCCCCGUCACUCCCUAGCCUCAGUUAGCAAUCUUCCUGUCCAGGAAGAUAAACUGCAAGCCGCAUUUUAAGAAAUACCCUAAAUAGAGCUAAUGAAAACGCAGUGCCUUCUCUUAUCUGUAGUUUGCUAGUGAUUCCUAUACCCCAGAGGGUAAUUCAUUCACCGUGCGUCAUGUAGAAGCUGCUGGCAUGCCCAUGCAGGCGACUAGCGGACGGGCGGAGGAGUCGCUUGCUACGGGCUAGUGAAACAAAAUUUAAAGCAAGGAAUUCUCAUCCCCUGUUCGCACAUACUCAGUAUAACACAACAGCUGUGUCUAGAACAAUAUUCGAUGCAACAUGGUGCCGAGUUCUAAAGGGACAGGAAAAGUACAUGCUGCGAGUAGCUGAUUUCUAGCUGCGGCAAAAAUGGGAUGGCUGUUGAAAGGUGGUUAUAAAUACAGAUAAUGCAUUGCCGGCAAAGGACCAAAACUCAUAACCUGCUCCUCAUACUCUUGAAUUGUGUUUUUAAACCGAUGACCCUUGUCUAAGCCCUAAAGGAGCAUCUGUAAUCCUUUGUAGCCUAGCGUCAGUUUAUGAAAGCUGUGCGUUGGAUUUAUAAAACAUGGUGGUGUAAAAAAAUGUAUUUUAAAACUCUGAAUUAGCUGUUCUGUAUAUCUGAAUUUUGUAAAUGUAUUAAAAUGUGACUUGUUGCCACUGUG